AUGACUCCAAGAUCUGAAACCGCUAGAAACGCGGAAUCCCAAACCGCUCACUUCCCUAUCGAGGCCAUGGAGGCCUUAGUCAACAACCAAGGGGCCAUGUUUGCUAAAAUGGUUGAAGCUAUGGAGGAGAUUAAGUUUAGUGCUGCUUCAGGUUAUGAAUCUAACCCAAAGGUAUUGGAAAAUCCACGUGACCCGGAGAAGUUACAGACUUUCAUUAGACAAGUCGAAACUCGGUCCCAAAGGUAUCCCGAGUACAGGGAUAACAAGGUGGAUUAUGCCAGACGGUUCAUGGCUGGGUCGGUCUUGGAAAGAUGGGUCUUAAGUCAACCCGAUAUUUGGCAACUUAGUUGGUCAGAUUUCCUGGCUAGACUCCGUAAUUCCUUCUUGGAUCCGUCGUACGGAGACAAGGUUGAGAUGCAGUUAGAGAAACUCAAACAGACCAGUACGGUCGCGAAGUAUGUGGAGGAGUUUACUCGUCUCAAGGCACUCUUGCCUCCGGGGCUCAGAUCGGAAAGAUCGUUGAAAAGAGUCUUCGUCAUGGGUUUAAAGCCAGUUAUUCGUCCUUUGGUGUUGGCUGGUUUACGCAAUGACGCUGUGACUCUUGAUGACAUCAUUAAUGAUGCUCUUAUGCAAGCCACAGGUGUGGAAGCUGGAUGGGUUGAUGACCUUAAAGCCUAUUCCAAUCGUUGGAAUGAGUUUAAAGCAUCCACCAAUGCUGAUGCUAUGGAGUUAGAUGCGGUCUCCUUCAAGAAGCUUAGACCCCAAGAGAAGAAGGUAUUGAUGGCAAAUGGUGGUUGCUUCAAGUGUCGUAAGACGGGACACUUUGCUAGGCAAUGUCCAAUGGGAGGGAAGAAAGCUGACAAAACUAGAGCUAGUUCAAAAAACUAG
This is a messenger RNA of Lodderomyces elongisporus, 888 nucleotides long. RefSeq lists its product as uncharacterized. Lineage: Eukaryota; Fungi; Ascomycota; Pichiomycetes; Serinales; Debaryomycetaceae. Gene Ontology annotation, molecular function: nucleic acid binding; zinc ion binding. The transcript has a single exon. The record is from RefSeq and is a predicted model, not a curated record. The coding region runs from base 1 to 888 and encodes 295 amino acids.